AUGGAGUUCACAGCAGAAGCUCCCCGAGAUCCACACUCUUUAAGAUGCAGUUUACAAGAAGCAGAGGAACAGAUGAAGACGACAAACCGAAAAAUCCAGGAGAUUCAUAAGAGAAUAGCCAAUAAAGAGGACGAAAUAGCCUCCAACAGGUCGACCCUCAACGUGCUGAAGAGCUGCAAUGAAUCGUUCAGAUAUGGUGUUGCCUGGAGAAAGGAGACACUGGACCAUCUCCAUCUUGCCCUGGACAAGCUGAGCUUUGCAAACAAUGCAUACCGAGACAAUGUCACAAAGCAUUCGUUCUUAGGAGAGGAAGAAAUCGAUUACCGGAGGAUGAACUUCAAAAUGAUGCAUGGAAAGAAAAGCAUCCAUGCAGAGAGACGAGUCGCGAGGGAAAUUAAAACCAAGGAAGGAGAGGAGUCUCACUGUUCCAUGUCCUCGCUGGAAGAUGUUCACUCCAAAAUCAGAGGAAUACAGUUCAGGGUGAGGUGCUAUAGUAACGUCAAUGGUAAAGAGGAGCUUCUCAGACAGCUGAAACAACUUGAAAUGGAGAAGGAGAAAGUUAUUGCCAACUGUGUUGCAGGGGAGAAGAUAUGGAGAUCUUUGGGUUCGAGAAACGCCAUUCAAGAACAAAUUGGUGCCAAGCAUAAGGAAGCAGAGGAGUCAAGGUGGGAACACUGGAGAGUGCAGAAGGACCGAGACAGCAUCCGCUGGAAGCUGGAAGGCUUGAAGAUGAGUGACAGAGGGUUCAGAUUUGGUGUCAUCGACAGGAAGAAAAAGUUGGAUCUACUGCAGCAAUCUCUGGACAAGCUGAGUUUCGCGAAUCGGGCUUACCAAGAUAGAAGAAGCAUUAGAGCAACCACAAUGGAAAAAGAAACCCAUUACCAUAAAAAACAGCUGCUGAAUUUCCGAAUGCAACAUGGAAGGAAGAGCUUGGCUGCAGAGAGAAGACUCUUGAGAGAGACCAAGGAAUGCCGGAAACACGGUUCUGCUACUGCUAGUUGUUCAUGGGGAUCAUUUGAAGAACUUAAUACUGUAGUAAAGGGCAAGAACGAGAUUCGAAGUCAAAUCCAAGCGAUACAAGGAGAAUCAGAACAAGCGAGGAAGGAACAUGUGGAAGUGAAGAGUAAGAUUCAGCGUUUGUUGAAAGAGCUUCAGCUGGUCGAAUUGGAGUUGGGCUGUCUGCAGAAGCGGUUGCUGGAGCUAUGCUUCACAAGACAGGAAGAAGAAGAAGGAUUCCAGGUUUAUCCAUCUUCCCGUGCUCUACUCUAUAUGAGAGUAUUGGAGGUACAAAACCAACGCACAUAUAGAGCUAAAAGAGAUUCAAGAGAAAUUAUACACUGAUAAACA
This is a messenger RNA of Linum tenue, 1347 nucleotides long. The record is from the annotation of a GenBank genome assembly. Lineage: Eukaryota; Viridiplantae; Streptophyta; Magnoliopsida; Malpighiales; Linaceae.